AAGAUAACAACAACGCAAAUGGCUUCGAAGAAAGCAGAGAAAACCGUGGUCGUGCCGAAAACUACGGCAGAUUUGCAGAGGAUAAAGCUUGAAAAAUUAAUGAAAAACCCGACAAAAGAGGCGAUUAUCCCAGAGAGGCCUAAGGAUUGGCAACCCAAAGGUCCCCAGGAGUUCAUACGCAAUGUGUGGGGAUCCAGUGCAGGUGCAGGCAGCGGGGAUUUCCAUGUAUACAGGGGAAUUCGUAGGAGAGAAUAUGCCAGACAGAAAUUCCUCACUGAGAAAACUUUAAAGGAUGCUGCUGAGAGUGAAUACGAGAAGAGGGUGGAAGAGAAUCGCAAAGCUGCAGAGGAGAGAACUGCCAAGAAACGUGCCAAGAGGUUGAAGAAGAAGCAGAGAAUGAAACUGGCAAAGAAGCAGAAAGUCCCAGCUGGCAAAAAAGAUGACUCGGAUGAAUCUGAGGAAGAGGAAAGCGAUGAAGGAGAAGAUGUAACAGAGAACACAGCAGAAAGUGAUGUCACAGACAGAAAACCUGAUCUCAUGGACAACAAAUCUGAUGAUGUCACAGAUAACAAAUCUGACGAUGUCACAGAUAACAAAUCUGACGAUGUCACAGAUAACAAAUCUGACGAUGUCACAGAUAACAAAUCUGAUGCCACCAGCAUUUCACCUGAAAGUGACGAUGUCGCAGAGAAACAUUCUGAUAAUGAAACAGAACGGAAAAAAGACUUGGAUGUUCAAAGUGAUAGCUGAUAUCAGUCAAGAAAUUUAGACAGAUUUAUUUGAGAUGCUGACUUGUCAUCAGACUUGUGUGAAGUAUCUGGCUUCUAAACUGGACUGCUAUCUUAAAAACAAGAUCUGGUGUCUAAGUUGCUUACAUGUACACGUAUGCUGUGUGACUGACAGGGUUAUUCCCCCCUGGACAGUACUAAUGGCUUCAUCAAUUUUUAACAUGUUCAACAAAUAUCCAUGAUUUUUCAUCCCACAACUUGUUGAUUGUUGACCCUGAAGCAGUAAGCUGUAGGCUUGAGAUAGACUUGACCACCACCCAGGAGCAAACUUAAGCAUUCACACCAUUGAUUGAUCAGUUCUUGUCAAUUUUCAUCUUAAUUUUGUCAAAGCAUGUGGUCAAAGUAUAGACAAACAUAGGUCAAAAUAGUAAUUACUGCAUAUAACAAUUUGACCUUGAGUUUUAAGUAAUCAAAAACAAUUUUGUGUGUGAAGACAGUUGAAGAUUUUUCUCAUGGGAAAGGUUUUAUGGGACAAAUAAGCCUAUAAGCAGCUAAAGCCAUUGAUAUUUAGACCUGUAUACAAUUACUUGUGGAAAAUAACCAUACAAGUACAUAUGUGAUUUUUGUUUUUUUACAGGAUUUAUUUUCUUUUUGCUCACAAAAUCAUUUAGAAUAAAAUAAAGACUAUUACAGUAGCUUUUGUAAGUUGUACAAUCGGAGUAAGAAAUGUUAAUUUUUUGCAAUUAUUAACAGUAAUGAACGUACUGUGAUUGAUUAGAGCAUAGAUUGAACACAAGGCCAUGUACAAUAUUCAUGUUCCCAUCAUAUGUACAAAUUUUAAACAUUAUGCUUGUUAGUACAACAAUAUAAACUCAUUACACGUUCAUAUCAACAUGUGGUAUUAUGUUUGACACAUAUUUUACAUAUGUAAAUAGCUUGUUUGGACGGUUUGUGGACAGAGAUGCUAUUAUGUACAAAUGACAUUUUAUACAGGGGUUUGAAUAAGAGACCAUCAAAGCAUGUACAAAACCUCGACAUAAGAAAUACAUAAAUAUUGACUAUAGGCUGACAAAUUGAUCAUUUUUCAUUAUCACUUUACAACGACGAACUGAAAUUGUUGUACAACCCCUGGCAAAUUACUCUUCAACAGUUACCUGUACAUAUACUAGUACCUAACAAAGAAAACCUUUAUAGCAUUUGAUGCUAAAAUAUACAAUCACACAGUUGUACUUAAAAAAGUUUUUCUUUUCUCUUUUAUCAAGACACGCUUCAGUGAAAUGAUCAGUUUGUUAGUGUACCACUGUUCUGCAAGAGACCUGGGCACACUUUCACAAAGAUGUUGAACAUGUAUGGAAAUCGCACAUGUAGAGCAAUGAUAUAGUAAUAGCUGUAAAAAAUAUCGUACGACAAAUGUACGAUCAAAAAUGUGAAAGUGGGCCCUGAGCACACUUUCACAACGAUGUUGAACAUGUAUGGAAA
Molecule: messenger RNA, 2207 nt
Organism: Liolophura sinensis
Lineage: Eukaryota; Metazoa; Mollusca; Polyplacophora; Chitonida; Chitonidae
Product: PRKR-interacting protein 1 homolog
Exons: 6
Coding region: 19-750 (243 amino acids)
Biological process (GO): negative regulation of protein kinase activity
Cellular component (GO): nucleolus
Molecular function (GO): protein kinase binding; protein kinase inhibitor activity; double-stranded RNA binding
Source: RefSeq, a predicted model, not a curated record